AUGUCCACUCCGUUCACACCUCUCUACAUUGACGGCGAGGAGCGCCAGGCGAGCGACAAGGGCACCUUCGAGGUGCGCAACCCAUACUCCAAAGAGAUCGUCACUCUCGCUGCGUCUGCAUCAAGAGACGACUGCAAAGAUGCUAUCGAUGCUGCCGCAAAGGCUUUCCGCACAUGGGAGCACACCCCUCUAAUUACCAAGCGCGAUUACUUCCUCAAGGCGGCCGACCUCUUGGAGACGGACAAGUACAAGGCAAAAGUCGCGGAAGCGAUCAAUGCUGAGGCCGUCGCCGGCGAGUACAUGGUUCAAUUCAACCUGAUGACAUCGAUAGGCCUGCUGCGCUGGGUGGCAGGCUCCAUAGCGCUCCUCAGAGGCGAAACCUUCCCAUCUCUAGUGCCGGGUGGACAAGUGUUGGCACAGCGAAGGGCACAAGGCGUAAUUUUCUCAAUUGCGCCAUGGAACGCACCAUUGUAUUUGACUUUCCGAGCACUUGCGAUUCCGAUCAUCUGUGGGAACACCGUAGUUCUCAAGACAUCCGAGGUGACACCCCGCACCCAGCAUAUCAUCACCGAGUUAUUCCACGAGGCAGGCUUACCGAAAGGUGUCCUAAACUUUGUUCAUCUCUCACGAGAAGAUGCACCUGCCAGAACCGCAGAAAUGAUCGGGCACCCGGCCGUACGAAAGAUUACCUUUACUGGCAGUGACACUGUCGGCAAGAUUAUCGCGGGAGAAGCUGCAAAGUAUCUGAAGCCUUGCGUUAUCGAGCUUGGCGGCAAGUCCCCCGCGAUUGUCCUCGCCGAUGGGGACAUCGCACGCGCAGCCAAAGCCAUCACAUACGGCGCGCUCCUCUACUCGGGCCAAAUCUGCAUGUCCACCGAGCGCGUCAUCGUCCAGCGCGAAGUCGCCGCGGAGCUCACUGAGGCACUAAUCGCUGAGUUCUCCAAACUCAAGGCUGGAGGACCUGGCGAGGCACUGUCUGCACAGUUUUCGGAAGCCUCAGCGCAGAACAUCGUGUCAAUGUUACACGAAGCACAGUCUACCGGUGCAGAAUUCUUGCUUGGCGAUGGGACGCGCGACGGUUCGGUUGUGCAGCCGCACAUCGUGACUGGCGUCAAGCCAGGUACGAGACUUUGGGAGAGAGAGACUUUCGGCCCAGUGGUCGUUCUCAUCGAGGCCGACUCGAUUGACGAGGCGGUAGAACUCGCAAACCAUUCACAAUACUCGCUCGCGGGAAGUGUCUGGACGAACAGCCUGAACGAUGCAAUCGAUGUUAGCAUGCGAGUUGUGUCUGCAUCAAUGGGCCUACGAUUCAUCUGGAAGACGCCGUGGAUCUAA
Messenger RNA from Fibroporia radiculosa, 1335 nucleotides. RefSeq lists its product as uncharacterized. The coding region runs from base 1 to 1335 and encodes 444 amino acids. Lineage: Eukaryota; Fungi; Basidiomycota; Agaricomycetes; Polyporales; Fibroporiaceae. The record is from RefSeq and is a predicted model, not a curated record. Gene Ontology annotation, molecular function: oxidoreductase activity, acting on the aldehyde or oxo group of donors, NAD or NADP as acceptor. The transcript is spliced from 7 exons.